CGCCUCCGCCGGUGCUCCCUUGGUUGCGCAGCUGCUCGUCGUUCUCCUGCUGCGAUGGCGUCGCUCACCGUGAAGGCCUAUCUGCUGGGCAAAGAGGAGGCGGCGCGCGAGAUCCGCCGCUUUAGCUUCUGCUUCAGCCCCGAGCCCGAGGCGGAGGCCGAAGCAGCGGCCGGCCCCGGGCCCUGCGAGCGGCUGUUGGCCCGGGUGGCCGCUCUGUUCCCGGCGCUGCGGCCCGGCGGCUUCCAGGCGCACUACCGCGAUGAGGACGGGGACCUGGUCGCCUUCUCCAGUGAUGAGGAACUGACGAUGGCCAUGUGCUACGUGAAAGAUGACAUCUUCCGUAUUUAUAUUAAAGAGAAGAAGGAGUGCCGGCGGGACCACCGCCCGCCCUGUGCCCAGGAGGCGCCCCGCAACAUGGUGCACCCCAACGUGAUCUGUGAUGGUUGCAAUGGGCCCGUGGUGGGAACCCGCUACAAGUGCAGCGUCUGCCCGGACUACGACCUGUGCGGGGCCUGCGAGGCCAAGGGCCUGCACCGGGAGCACAGCAAGCUCGCCUUCCCCAGCCCCUUUGGCCACUUCGAGGGCUUCUCCCACAGCCGCUGGCUCCGGAAGCUGAGACAUGGGCACUUCGGGUGGCCAGGCUGGGAGAUGGGCCCCCCAGGGAACUGGAGCCCACGCCCUCCUCGAGCUGGGGAAGCCCGCCCCAGCUCCGCAGCAGAAUCAGCUUCUGGUCCAUCAGAGGAUCCCAACGUGAACUUCCUGAAGAAUGUGGGGGAGAGUGUGGCAGCUGCCCUUAGCCCUCUGGGCAUUGAAGUUGAUAUUGACGUGGAACAUGGAGGUAAAAGAAGCCGCCUGACACCUGUCUCUCCAGAAAGUUCCAGCACAGAAGAGAAGUGUAGCUCUCAGCCAAGCAGCUGCUCCUCUGAACCCAGCAAGGGGGAUGGGAACAGCGAGGGCGCAGCACAGUCUCUGGCAGAGCAGAUGAAAAAGAUAGCCCUGGAGACUGGGGCACAGCCCGAGGAGCAGAUGGAGUCGGAUAACUGCUCAGGAGGAGAUGAUGACUGGACCCACUUGUCUUCCAAAGAAGUGGAUCCGUCGACAGGUGAACUCCAGUCUCUGCAGAUGCCAGGGUCUGAGGGGCCCAGCUCUCUGGACCCUUCCCAGGAAGGACCCACUGGGCUGAAGGAAGCUGCCUUGUACCCCCACCUUCCACCAGAGGCUGACCCCCGGCUGAUCGAGUCCCUGUCUCAGAUGCUGUCCAUGGGCUUCUCGGAUGAAGGUGGCUGGCUCACCAGGCUUCUGCAGACCAAGAAUUACGACAUCGGGGCUGCCCUGGAUACCAUCCAGUAUUCGAAGCACCCACCACCGUUGUGACAUCUCCCCAGCCCAUCUUCUGUCACCUAGUUGCGUUGAGCUAGUGUAGAACAGCAGGGCCUCCCUAAGGGCCAGUUUCUCUGCAUUCUUCUCCAGAAUCUAAGGGGGUGGGCACGCAUGCGGCCAUUCAGGUCAGUAGCACAAGUGACACGAGGCGAGUCCGUGUGUGCUGAUGUCUGCCAAACACGCAUCUGCUCUUGAGUGUCCUGGCUCUCAGCUACUGGUGGCCCAGCAGGGGCAGGCACUGGCUCCCUACCAGCCUCACACAAGCAGUCCGGAAUGCAGCCUGCCUCGUGGCCUGCUUCCUGAGAGCGCACUGACAUCUAGGUGAUUUGCUGAGGGAGGCUGCCCUGCAGCCAGUCCCGAGGGUCUCGCACUUCGAGGGAGACCAGCUCGUAAGAGGAAGUGUGGGUGCGGGUUCCACCGAGGGCUGCCUCCUGCCUCACUGCUACGAUGACUCUAAUGUGUAGCCAUCUUGUUGCCACAUUUCUAAGCAAUCUGUAAUUAAAUGCUAUGAGCACUUUA
Messenger RNA from Lepus europaeus (European hare), 1899 nucleotides. It is a transcript of the gene SQSTM1, whose product is annotated as sequestosome 1. Gene Ontology annotation, molecular function: protein kinase C binding; zinc ion binding; K63-linked polyubiquitin modification-dependent protein binding. The coding region runs from base 55 to 1374 and encodes 439 amino acids. The transcript is spliced from 8 exons. The record is from RefSeq and is a predicted model, not a curated record. Gene Ontology annotation, cellular component: amphisome; aggresome. Gene Ontology annotation, biological process: aggrephagy; mitophagy; endosome organization. Lineage: Eukaryota; Metazoa; Chordata; Mammalia; Lagomorpha; Leporidae.